AUGCCUUUUUGUUCUUUUCUGUAUGAUACGCAGUUAGGAAUCUUAACCAUAAACUUUGAAAAUUGCACACUUUUUCGUGCCUUCGCCCCUGUCGCCAGGCUGGGACAGUGGCAUUUCCACGCGGCGGUGCUUUUUCCGGUUCUCGCUGCGGAUUUCCAGCGUUGGUUCAAGUUCAAAACCGAAAACGAAACGUCGGGUGAGACUUGGGCAUCCCACGGCAACCGCCGGACCAUGGCCAUGUAUCGGAAAGGGUCGCGGUACUUCGCCGCGCGUCAUGACGGUUCCUAUUCCCUCGCCAAAGAGGUCCGAGCCCUGCUGCGCGAGCUCAGGUGCGGCCGGGUUCAACCGCACGUCUGUGCUCUGGACAAAUCGGACGACGACGACCUCCAGGCGGUGGAGUGCGCCGUCUGCCUCGACGCCUGCGUGGACCCCUGCACCCUGCGCGGUUGCCCUUCCGCGUCGUCGCACACGUUCUGCCUGAGCUGCAUCACGAGGUGGGCGGAGGUCGCCACGUGGUGCCCGCUGUGCAAGCUGCGCUUCGACGCCAUCAUCCCGCCGAAUGGCGAACCCAUCGAGGUUCAGGCCAGGUCGCCCGGGGACGCGCCGAGGGUCGAGGCCGACGAUGUGGUGGGAAUGGACGAGUACGGUAACGCCGUAACCGCGAGGGAAUACAUCGAGUGCAUCGACGCGAAGCUGUGCGAGGUUUGCGAGGGGGGCGCCGACGAAACACAGCCGGGGAUGAGCGAUGCGGAGACUUUGCUCUGCGACGGGUGCGACUCGGCUUGGCACAUGGCGUGCCUGCGCCCGCCGCUGACGACGAUCCCGGAGGGUGAUUGGAUGUGUCCGGGGUGCGUCAAAGACGCUGAGGAGAAGGAGGCAGAAGAGGUAUCGAUCGAGGAGUCGGAUGAGGGAGAGGAGGCUGAGGAGAAGGAAAACGAGGAACCGUCGGCGAAACGGACGAGGCGGGCGGAGCUCGUCGACGUAAGGGACGGUGAUGAACAGGAGGCGCUCACGGACUUGUCGGACUUGUCGGAGGAGGAAACGGAGGAGGAAUCACUGAAGGUGCUCGGCCAAACCUUAAACCAACUGGAAGGAGUACUCCAACAACUACCGGAGAUACUCCAAAGACGACAGGAGACGAACGAAAUGUUGUUCAGGGCUGCACUCCAAAGACAAACGGAGGCGACGAGGGCUGCCGACUUCGACAGAUUCCGUUACGCAGCACAGAGCGAGCAGAGUGGGUGUUGA
Micromonas commoda is the source of this 1248-nucleotide messenger RNA. Its product is annotated as ring PHD BROMO family protein. NCBI's taxonomy places the organism in Eukaryota, Viridiplantae, Chlorophyta, Mamiellophyceae, Mamiellales, Mamiellaceae. Bases 1 to 1248 code for a protein of 415 amino acids. The transcript has a single exon. The record is from RefSeq and is a predicted model, not a curated record.